AUGGCUGUUCAAAACAACAACAACAUUCCGCCAGCUCCACCAUUUCAAGGUUUUGUUGUUUUCUUGCAGCAACAACAACAGUCCUGGUCCAAGAAAACGGCGCGCAGUGUUAACCGUGGUCGCACGCGUCAUCUUGGCCUUGGUGGUAUUUGUCGUGGUUGUGACCGUACUCGAGCUGGUGGUGUUCUUCGUCACAAUGGUCUUACUCGAGUUGGUGAUCGUGUUCGUGGUGGUUCUGGUGAGAUUGGUGGUGGUAAAAAAAUAUCCACUCGGCGUGCUACUCAUUAA
Molecule: messenger RNA, 288 nt
Organism: Rotaria socialis
Lineage: Eukaryota; Metazoa; Rotifera; Eurotatoria; Philodinida; Philodinidae
Source: the annotation of a GenBank genome assembly